This is a messenger RNA of Thunnus maccoyii (southern bluefin tuna), 2226 nucleotides long. RefSeq names its product myc associated factor X (gene max). Gene Ontology annotation, cellular component: RNA polymerase II transcription regulator complex. Gene Ontology annotation, molecular function: DNA-binding transcription factor activity; protein dimerization activity. NCBI's taxonomy places the organism in Eukaryota, Metazoa, Chordata, Actinopteri, Scombriformes, Scombridae. The transcript is spliced from 5 exons. Bases 155 to 706 code for a protein of 183 amino acids. The record is from RefSeq and is a predicted model, not a curated record. Gene Ontology annotation, biological process: positive regulation of transcription by RNA polymerase II.
UGGUGUGUAGUCACGUGGAGACGGUCCUCCUCGGGUCUGUCCAAACAGAGCGAGCUGUUAGCAGUCUGUCUGUUGGAGCGCCGCUUGGUGCUAAACUGAUUCAUGUUGUUUUUUUAGCCACCCAUCCCUUUAAACUUGACUAUUUUAUCGAAGAAUGAGUGAUAACGAUGAUAUCGAAGUCGAUAGUGACGAAGAAUCACCGAGAUAUCACUGUGUGGCAGACAAACGGGCACACCACAAUGCGCUGGAGCGCAAACGUAGGGACCACAUCAAAGACAGCUUUCACAGCCUCCGGGACUCGGUACCCGCCCUGCAGGGAGAAAAGGUUGGUAAAGCUCAGCCUGGGAGUCCUCCCGGCACACAAAUGAUGGUCACUCAUCAGUCUACCAAACAGGCGUCUCGAGCUCAAAUCCUAGACAAAGCCACAGAGUACAUCCAGUACAUGAGGCGAAAAAAUCACACGCACCAGCAGGAUAUCGACGACCUGAAGAGGCAGAACGCGCUGCUGGAGCAGCAAGUCCGCGCUCUGGAGAAGGUGAAGGGCUCCACCCAGCUCCAGGCCAGCUACUCAUCGUCUGACAGCAGCCUGUACACCAACCCCAAAGGCAGCGCCGUGUCGGCGUUCGACGGAGGCUCAGACUCGAGCUCCGAGUCAGAGGCCGAGGAGCCGCCCAACAGGAAGAAGCUGCGCGUGGAGGCCAGCUAGACGGGCCACUCUACUAAAUUCUGGCAACAAAAAAAAAAAAAAGGCCGGGCGGCGGGGCACGAGGGAAGGUGAGAGGAAACGCAGCCUUCAAAGCUCUCGAGGCUCAUCGACCUUUCCCGCCCUCCCCCACCCCCUCCCCUCCUCGCCAUGCCGACCCACCCACAGGCCUCCCUCACCGUCCUCCUCGUUCUCUCUCCUCCAUCUCUGGGUGGACUCGCACUGGAGACUCAUGACCCCUCGAACCUCCUCACACCGCCGCCGCCACAAUCGUCCCUCUUUCCACCCAAUCUCCAAGAACAGGAGGGAGGAAGCCGGCAGGGUGGAAGACGACCGCUUCGAUCCAUCUAGAGAGCUUCAGGUUUUUUUCCCCUUCUUGAUACACCCUUCUUCCCAUCCCUCUCCCUCUCUUUUCUUUGGUUCUCCGUCAUUGGUAUCUCCCCCCUAGCAACGUCAACAAUCCAAAACCCAAAAAGAGGCAGCUUGGCUACUUAAGGACUUGAUGCUUUUUUUGUACCCUCAAUGUAGCCCCUCCUCCUCCCCGGGUUGUUUUUUUUGGGGGGGAAGGGCGCGCCAGGUGUACUCCUCCAAGCACUGCUAUAUUAUAUAUAUUUUUUGUUUUUGUUUAUUUUGUUAUUCUUGAUAAAAACCUGUUUAGAAUUUACACACACACAACACCUAGAUAAAUCGUCCUGGACAAGUUUACCUUUUUAAAACAAAAUAAAAAAAAAAAUAAAACAUUUGUAGCUUACUUUUUCCACUAAAGAAUGUGAAGAUGCUUUGAAGCAAAUGUUAAAAGUGAUACCCACCUCAGGCCCACAGGAUUGCAGAGGUUUUCUGCCUUGACACGUUUGUUAACACAAGAUUUGAAAAAAAAAGAAAAAAAAAAAAGAGACGACAUGACUCCUUUGUUGAAUUUGAUGUUUUGAAAGAGAAUAUUCCUAAACUUGUAUCGUAUUUUGUCCUUUAGCUUGAAGUAGUGAAUGACUUUAGGUGGCUGAAUACGUUAGGCAUCUCGUUUUAUAUAUUAUUAUUAAAAAAAAAAAAAGAAGCCUUGAUUGGAUGUUUUCAAGUUCAAAAGUAUGUUAUGCAUUUUGUAGUAAUUUCACAAGUCAUGGGAAAAUGCCAAUUUGUCACUCGUAGUUCUCCUUUAAGGGUAUGAAAAUAGGUAUUGAAUGUCAAAAGGUAGCUCCCGUCUUUUGCAGUACAAGGAGGCGAAAUGAGUCCCUGUCAAUGUGUUGUGCUUUACACAGUUAAAAAUCAUUGUUGCUGAAUCCCCCCCCCCCUCCCCACCCCCCCAAGGAAAAAAGGAAGCAUUUUGCGUGUCUAGGAAACGUGUGUGUAUGUAUAUUGUUUCCAUUUUAUUUCCAUUUAGGAGGAUAUAAUUAGUGUAAUAGGUCUUUGUUUGUCCGAUUCCAUUCCAUGGAAAUUACAAGUAUGUUGUACAUACUGCCAACAAUUGUCUUGCAAGUUGAGGCCUACCUUUACUAUGAGACUAUAAAAUAAACUAUUUUAUCCUUUAA